This is a messenger RNA of Prionailurus viverrinus (fishing cat), 3109 nucleotides long. RefSeq lists its product as uncharacterized. Gene Ontology annotation, biological process: proteolysis; DNA integration. Gene Ontology annotation, molecular function: RNA-DNA hybrid ribonuclease activity; nucleic acid binding; aspartic-type endopeptidase activity. The record is from RefSeq and is a predicted model, not a curated record. Lineage: Eukaryota; Metazoa; Chordata; Mammalia; Carnivora; Felidae.
AUGACCGAAGUCCUGGCCGCUGUUGUCCAAAAGCCCCUGGAUAAAGACCAUUGGGCUACCGGAAUAAAAAAAUAUCCCUGGACCACCCAGAGGACUGUGGACCUAGGAAAUGGAAAGGUCACCCAUUCCUUCCUAGUCAUCCCCGACAGCCCCUGCCCCUUAUUAGGAAGAGACUUGCUCACUAAAAUGGGGGCCCAGAUUCAUUUUACGCCAGGGGGCCCCCAAGUGACUGGCGCUCACAACCAACCCAUGACCAUACUUACUCUAAGAUUAGAAGAUGAAUAUCGACUCCAUCAGGAGCCUCCCUCACAAAGUCAAAACAUAGAACCCUGGCUCCAGCAGUUUCCAGAAGCAUGGGCUGAAACCGGGGGUAUGGGGUUGGCUAAACAUCGCCCGGCUCUAUUCAUAGAGCUGAAACUGGGGGCAGAUCCAGUUCGGGUCCGACAAUACCCAAUGUCAAUGGAGGCCAGAAAUGGCAUCACGCCACGUAUCCGUCACCUCCUAGACUUGGGCAUCUUGCGUCCCUGCCAUUCAGCCUGGAACACCCCCCUGCUGCCUGUACGAAAACCUAACAGUGCGGACUACCGUCCAGUACAAGAUCUGAGAGAAGUUAACCGCCGAGUCAUGGACAUACACCCAACAGUACCCAACCCCUAUACCCUCCUAAGUGCCCUCAGCCCAGAAAGACAAUGGUAUACUGUCCUUGAUUUGAAAGAUGCUUUUUUCAGCCUGCCUCUGGCCCCCAAAAGCCAAGAGCUCUUCGCCUUCGAGUGGUCUGACCCUGAGAGGGAUAAAUCCUGGACCCGGCUCCCCCAAGGAUUUAAAAACUCACCCACCUUGUUCGAUGAGGCACUUCACGAGGAUCUGGGCGAGUACCGGAAUCAAAACCCCGAAGUGACUCUCUUGCAGUACGUCGACGAUCUUUUAAUCGUCGCUGAGACUGCCAAAGCUUGCUUGCAAGGCACCAGGAACCUCCUCCGGACACUUGGUGCCCUGGGGUACCGGGCUUCAGCAAAGAAAGCCCAAAUUUGCAGAUCUGAGGUAACCUACUUGGGGUAUCUGUUAAGAGAAGGCCAACGAUGGCUCGCUGAUGCACGGAAGGAAACCGGCCUCCGCAUCCCCCGACCCACAACAUGAAGGCAGGUGAGAGAAUUCCUGGGAUCGGCCGGGUUCUGCCGCUUGUGGAUACCUCGGUUCGCCGAGAUGGCUAAGCCUCUUUACCUGGUCACCCGAGAACAAGUGCCCUUUGAAUGGACAGAGGAAACUGAGCAGGCUUUCCAGCAAAUUAAACUCGCCCUGUUGUCGGCACCAGCCUUAGGGCUCCCCGAUGUCUCCAAACCCUUUCGUCUCUUCGUAGAUGAAAAUAAGGGGGUAGCCAAAGCAGUGCUGAUGCAACUCCUUGGCCCAUGGCCCAGGCCCGUUGCCUAUCUUUCAAAAAGACUGGACCCAGUAGCGGCUGGCUGGCCCCCUUGCCUCCGUAUGAUCACUGCUACAGCUCUAAUGGUAAAGGAUGCUGAUAAGUUAACUAUGGGACAAGAGUUACAUGUUACAACCUCUCAUGCCAUCGAGGGAGUCCUCAAACAACCUCCUGACCGAUGGAUAAGUAACGCCCGACUGGUUCACUACCAGGGACUAUUACUAAAUCCCCUCAGAACACUAAACCCUGCCUCCCUGUUACCAGACCCGGACUUGGAUACCCCCCUCCAUGACUGCGCUGAGAUAUUGGCACAGGUUCAUGGAGUUCGGGAAGAUUUACAGGAUCACCCUCUACCAGACGCCAAGGUUACCUGGUUCACUGACGGCAGCCGCUUUGUACAUCAGGGUCAAAGGUACGCGGGGACCGCAGUCACAACUGAAACUGAGACUGUUUGGGCAGAGCCUUUGCCAGCUAGCACCUCUGCCCAACGGGCUGAACUUGUGGCCUUAACCAAGGCACUGACUUUGGGAAAAGACAAGAGACUAAAUGUGUAUACCGAUAGCAGAUAAGCUUUUGCUACGGCCCACACACAUGGAGCUAUAUACAGAGAGAGGGGACUGUUAACUGGAGGGAAAACUAUCAAAAACAAAGAAGAAAUAUUGGCUCUUUUAAAGGCACUCUGGCUGCCUAAACGACUAGCCAUCAUACAUUGCCCAGGCCACCAAAAACCGAUCACACCGGUGGCCAGAGGAAAUAAUUGGGCUGGCCAGGUGGCCCGAGAGGUGGCCUUACAGGUGGACUAUACUUUAAUGACCACCCUACCAGACCCCGGUUCAGCUAGUUUACCAGGAAGUCCCACCUACACUAAAGAAGACCUAAACUGGAUCCAAAAAUUGCCUUUGACUCAGUGCCUUAACGGAUGGUGGAGAGCAGCAGACUGUAGCAUAAUCCUCCCAGAAGAAAUGGGAAAUAAAGUCUUAUCCAAGAUGCACCGAGCCACUCAUAAGGGCACAAGAAAAAUUCAAGACUUAAUGAGACAUGCUAGGAUCACCAUUAAAGACUCCAGGACAAAAAUUGAACAGAUAGUUGCUAGCUGUAAAGCUUGCCAACUAACUAACGCUACCAACCAAGAGAAAAACCCUGGCUCCAGGACCCGCGGAACCAGGCCGGGAGCCUAUUGGGAAGUAGACUUCACCGAGGUAAAGCCUGGAAAAUACGGAUAUAAAUAUUUGCUAGUGUUUAUAGAUACCUUUUCAGGAUGGACAGAGGCCUUCCCCCCAAGCAUGUGACUGCGCAGGUAGUAGCAAAGAAAAUGUUAGAAGACAUCAUGCCCAGGUACGGAUUCCCUACCCUAAUAGGAUCAGACAGCGGACCAGCAUUCAUUUCAAAGGGAACUCCAGCGCACCCACCAGGAAGUUUGGCCCAGACUGAGAGCCAUUUAUGAGACCAGGCCCCCUCCUGAGCUGCAUCACUACCGACCCGGAGACCGGGUAUAUGUGCGGAGACAUAAGCAAGAGACCCUCCAACCACGGUGGGAGGGACCCUACAUUGUGAUCCUCACUACACCCACCGCUCUCAAGGUCAACGGGAUCGCCACCUGGAUCCAUUACACCCACGCCCGACCAGCUGAUCCAUCUGCGGUUCGAGAAGACUUCGUGCCAGAAGCCAACACCGCCUGGACGGUUGACCAGA